CCCUCCUCGCCGCCCCCCUCUUUCCGCUCACGUGCCUCCUCCCCCACCUCUCGACACAACUCCCAGCCGGUAGACCAGACGCUCGCGGAUACAUUUGAUGCCGGUGGAGCGGACAGCGAUGAAGAGAAUGAUGGCGAUGAUAGACAGAGAUUAAUGCGCGGGUCGCCGGCCUCGGCCUCCGUGGAGCGGAUCCCGACCCCAGAGCCCACCGAGGGAGAGCCUGAACGGCCACAGGUGGAGAGGCGGCCGACACAAUUCCCCAUCUUCACACCGAGAACUACGAGAGUAUAUGGCGGGGGAUCGGGGUCAGACGGUGUAUUUGCGAAUCUGGCUGCGAAGCCUGAGGUGGGCGAGAAGACGGAAGAACAUCCACCUACAUACGAACAAGCAGCAGCAGAUGCCGCGCCCCCAUAUUGGGAAACUACUAUCCUUGCACCGGGACUCGGUGGCCCCGACGAUGUAUACGUCGAGGGUCUGCCCGUUGGCUCCGUCUUUUCCUUUAUCUGGAACGGCAUGAUUUCGAUGUCUUUCCAACUUGUCGGUUUCCUUCUCACCUACCUCCUCCACACCACACACGCUGCGAAGAACGGUUCGCGCGCCGGUCUGGGCAUCACGCUCGUGCAGUAUGGCUUCUACAUGAAAGGCUCAGGCGGCGCCGCCGCGACCCCCCCUCCGAAUGGGCAAGAUCCACAGUAUACACCACCUCCAGACCCUAACAGCCACGAUUUCGACCCAAACCAAGUAACUCAACCGGCCGGGACGGAGAAUCAGUCAUCAGGAGGGCUGGGUGGAAUUCCCAGCAGCGACUGGAUAGCGUACAUCUUAAUGAUUGUUGGAUGGUUCAUCUUAAUCCGUGCCGUGAGCGAUUUCCUGAAGGCGCGACGGCUCGAACAACUCGUGCUCCAAAGCCCGGACCGCGGGCUGAACGUCCCGGUAAUCUCCAACGAGGAGGAGCCGGAGACGGUCGUAUGA
Molecule: messenger RNA, 972 nt
Organism: Amorphotheca resinae ATCC 22711
Lineage: Eukaryota; Fungi; Ascomycota; Leotiomycetes; Helotiales; Amorphothecaceae
Exons: 2
Biological process (GO): positive regulation of protein ubiquitination; ubiquitin-dependent protein catabolic process; vacuolar transport
Cellular component (GO): perinuclear region of cytoplasm; endoplasmic reticulum; Golgi apparatus
Source: RefSeq, a predicted model, not a curated record